ACCUCAUUAACACCAGAGCUACACCACGCAUCUGCUGGAACGCUUUGUUUUCUUUUUAGCGAUUCUUCUGAAGAAAAUGGAGAGAGAGAAAGACAGACAGACAGGUCACUGGAGACUCUCCUUUAAUAUGCCUGUCUGUCUCUCUGUGCUUGCUUAUGGAGACUCAACCUAUCUGCUGUAAAACAGAGACAGACAGACAGACAGACGGAGGACGAGAGCAGAGAAUGUUGAAAGGAAACCAGCAGCAGCAGCUUGAGAAAGAGAGCAGCUGUAAAAUGGGGGAGAGAGAGAGAGAGCAGCGUUGCCCUGAGAUACAGGAUGUCGUAAUGAGACGGAGGAGCGCUACACUGCGGAGGGGAGCAGAGAGACGCACACAGAGAGAGACGGCUCAUGUUUCCACCCGCAGCAGCGCAGAUCCCCCCGCCCCCGUGAGCAGUGGUGCAGCCCGCUGCGCGCACAGAUCUGUUAUUGUGCAGUGCUGCAGAACACAGAGAGACAGACAGUGUGUGGGAGCCUCGCACUUUUUCAGCGUCAUUCAGGAAACGACAGAGGCGGAGGACGAGUGCGAGCGAGCAGCUACAGCCGGACUGAGAAACAGAAAGGCGGCAGGGCAGCGGUGCUGAGAAUUUCCUCACGUCUGCCGCUCUCCGGAGCGUGUGUCCUCCAUCCUUUACCUUCCUGUGAGGAAGAGGAGGAGGAGGAGGAGGAAGAGUUCCCCCUCCCCUCGCGUUCAGCAGAACGCUCCGGAAAGAGAGAGAGUUUUAUUCCUCCUUGGUUCGGCUCCGUUCUUCUCUCGGGAGCGAGCGGCUUGCCCAUGUCCGUCAACUCAGAAAAAUCCUCUUCCCCGGAAAGGCCUGACACACAGAAGGUUCCAUCCACUCCUCCUCCUCCUCCUCCUCCUCCCCCUCCGCCCCCUCCUCCUGAGCCUGUUGCCCCACCGGAGCCAGAGGAGGAGAUUCUGGGCUCUGAUGAUGAAGAGCAGGAGGAUCCGGCCGACUACUGCAAAGGAGGUUACCAUCCCGUGAAGAUCGGCGACCUGUUUAACGGCAGAUACCAUGUCAUCCGCAAGCUGGGCUGGGGUCACUUCUCCACCGUCUGGCUGUGCUGGGAUAUUCAAGCGAAGCGUUUUGUUGCGAUGAAGGUCGUAAAGAGUGCACAGCACUACACAGAAACGGCACUGGAUGAAAUUAAAUUACUCAGAUGUGUGCGUGAGACUGAUCCUGAUGAUCCUUAUAAGGACAUGGUUGUUCAACUCAUAGACGACUUCAAGAUCUCGGGGGUGAACGGGAUUCACGUGUGCAUGGUGUUUGAAGUUCUUGGUCAUCAUUUGCUCAAGUGGAUCAUCAAGUCAAACUAUCAGGGUUUGCCGUUACCCUGCGUCAAGAGCAUCAUUAGACAGGUUCUGCAGGGCCUCGAUUACCUUCACAGUAAGUGUAAGAUCAUCCACACGGACAUCAAACCGGAGAACAUCCUCAUGUGUGUGGACGAGGCUUUCGUGCGCAGGAUGGCGGUCGAGGCCACCGAGUGGCAGAAAGCCGGAGCGCCGCCACCAUCUGGAUCCGCUAUCAGCACGGCUCCUCAACUCAAACAGGUGGGGAAGAUCUCCAAAAAUAAAAAGAAGAAGCUGAAGAAGAAGCAGAAGCGGCAGGCGGAGCUGCUGGAGAGACGCAUGCUGGAGAUCGAAGCCCUGGAGCGAGAGGCGGAGAAGCAGAGAGCCGGCGGAGGGUUAGACGCCACACACGGUCCCAUCCUGGCUCUUGUGGACAGCGAGGAUGAUGAAGAGGAUGAUGAGGAUGCCGAUGAGGACGAGGAAGCCGAGGGAGAGAAGGAGCGGCCUGUCAGACUCACCAACCACACAUGUGCGGAGCCGGAUCAGGAUCAGCAGGAAAUAGAGGAGAACGAGGAAGGUUCUGACGUCCUUCCCGCCACCAACUAUCCCACUGAAGAAGAGUCACAUACGUGUGCACACUCUCCAACUGAGCAACAGAACACUGCUGAGAACGAGUGUGAAAACUCAAAAGAACAAGAAGAGCAGGAUGGAAAUGAGGAUGUGAGAGAGGAAGAGGACGAUAAAGAGGAGGAAGAGGAGACAGAAGCCACACCCUCACAGAGCACAGAGGAAGAGUCAAAGACACAAGAGUGUCCAAACAAGGAAGAAAUAGAUCCACCGAAAGUGACAAUAGAGAGACAAGAAGAUGAGGAGGAGGAGGAGGAGGAGGAGGAGGAUGAAUACGAAGAUGAAGAAUAUGAUGAGGAGGAGGAGGAGGAGGCAGAUAAUGAAGGCCAGGAUCAUUCCAGGAAGGACCACAAUGAUGCCUCUAAGACGAAUGGUCACGUGAUCAUGUGUGUGCAGGAGCAUCUGUCACCCAGCGUGCCGCUAUCCUCGCCUCUCCUCUGCCCUCUGGUGGAGUCGGAGAUCAGCACGACCGACCGCGAUGCUUCCGACGCCUCGUACGAGCUCUACAAUGGAGAAACCGGACUGACGAACGGAGCGCGGCACCGUGGCACCACACCACGCUUCCCUGAGCUUCCUCUGGAUCCCGAACCGGCCGACUGCGAGCACGACGAGGCCCAGGCGCUCAGUGGCAACACGGACCGCAGCCGAACGGUGUCAUCGUCCAGCACCGGAGACACGCCAAAAGUGAGGGUCAGAGCGGCUGAUCUGCUGGUGAAUCCUCUGGAUCCGAGGAACGCAGACAUACUGAGAGUCAAAAUAGCUGAUCUGGGCAAUGCAUGCUGGGUGCACAAACACUUUACGGAGGACAUCCAGACGAGGCAGUACCGCUCCAUCGAGGUGCUGAUCGGAGCGGGAUACAGCACUCCCGCUGAUAUAUGGAGCACGGCCUGCAUGGCAUUUGAGUUGGCCACUGGUGACUAUCUGUUUGAGCCGCACUCUGGUGAAGACUACUCUCGUGAUGAAGACCACAUCGCUCUGAUUAUGGAGUUACUGGGAAAAAUCCCCCGCAAGAUCAUCGCAGCCGGAAAAUACAGCCGUGAGUUCUUCUCAAAGAAAGGUGAGCUGAGGCACAUCACCAAACUCAAGCCCUGGUCUCUGUUUGACGUGCUGGUGGAGAAAUACGGCUGGUCGGCUGAGGACGCCGGUCACUUCACGCACUUCCUGCUGCCCAUGCUGGAGAUGGUGCCGGAGAAACGGGCCUCCGCUUCAGAAUGCCUCAACCACCCCUGGCUGAACUCGUAGCACUUUCAUCCCUCAGACUCAUCGACGCCCCCCGGUGGCCCCGUCCUGAACUGCAGCCCACAGGAAGAACCAGAGAGAGGAGGCUGUCAGAGGGGCGAGGGUGGGCUUCAGCGCACACACACACACACACACACACACACACACACGGGAGAAACGAGACAUCUUCAUCUCUCAUCUGAGAGACGAAGCUUCAUUCACCGUCUUCCUCAACAGAACUGACACAUUUUACAGGCUGAAAACAGAACGUGAGAUCAUUUCGCAUUAUGCCUUCAGCCAAACUCUCGUGAACGCCCUAAAAAAACAUAUAUAAGCUCACACAGAGAUUAAUAUAUUAUGUGAGCGAUCAGUCUGUGAUAUACUGAUUUGUCUCAAUGACUGCGAAUCUCACUGACGCAGCUGUGAAUAUGUGUGUGUGUGUGUGUGUGUGUGUGAACAGCACUAACUGCUAGUUGAUGUUUCUGUCAAGAAGCCCACCUGAGUCCCUGGAGCCCUGCCUCUUUUGCCCCACCAUGCAAUCAGGUUCUGAGCUGUUUACAAACCUCUCUCUCUCUCUCACACACACACACACACACACACUGCCCUGGGAAAUAUGAAUCCAGAAGACAAAGAGACACUUUGGUUUGUGGAGAGCAAACAGAUGGACGUUAGCGCCAAUGACUGUUCCCCGUCUGGUUUAAUGUUUUUAUUUAAAGCUUCGAUUCUUGAUUCCGACAACAACAUUCCUGAUUCUCCAGCGGUGCGACGCGCUCGCUUACGCCUUCUCUGCACUUUCUCCGGCAGGACGGGCAUCUCGCUCCGGGGCUUUAGUUUAAUGAGGCUGCACUUGUGUUUGUACUUUUUGUUCAGGGAAACUUACCGAUGUACAGAGAUCCAGCAAACUGUCCAAAAACUCACAACUGCUUGAGCGCAAGAUAAAUACACACUGCUGUUAGGAGACGGUUGUCAUGGAGACGUGCACGUGGAUGGUCGUCAUGGAGAUGUGCUGCAGCCGUUUCUAUGGCCUCACGCUGCUCGAAAUACAUCAUCAUCAUCAUCAUCAUCAUCAUCACAGUUAGUCCAGUUGCCUAUUUUCGCAAUAAGAGUAGAUGGUGAAAUAUUUUUAAAAAUAUUUAAAUUCAUUUAAAAAGUAAAGCAGUUCUCUGAUGUUGUGACAGUGACAGAGUUUAGUCGUAAUAAGGUGAUUGUGUUUCGUCUAUUUUCAGAUAUUUUAUUUCCUUUGUUUUGUUUUUUAUUUGGUUGUCACUUCCUUCGUGGCAUUGACUCGUGCUGCUCUGUGAGGACUCAUGUGACAGUCAUGAAUUUUAUUGAACAUUUUUGCAAUAAUAGUGAUUAUGAUGGUGAAUUUUUGCACCGGAAGCUCCUGUUGUGUCUCACGCAGCCACGCUGACUGUUCUUCCCAACGUCGACAAUUGUGUCCUUGUUUUUCAUCAACAGAUUUAAUAAAAUUGUAAAUUAAUGGA
This is a messenger RNA of Cyprinus carpio (common carp), 4659 nucleotides long. RefSeq names its product SRSF protein kinase 2 (gene srpk2). The record is from RefSeq and is a predicted model, not a curated record. NCBI's taxonomy places the organism in Eukaryota, Metazoa, Chordata, Actinopteri, Cypriniformes, Cyprinidae. Gene Ontology annotation, biological process: spliceosomal complex assembly; regulation of mRNA processing; protein phosphorylation. Gene Ontology annotation, molecular function: protein kinase activity; ATP binding.